AUGGCCGCUCAGCGACCUGAAUAUGACUAUCGAGAGCUGAGCGGGGAUCGUUUAAACGAGUCCGGAUCGAUCUCCAACCUCCCAGCUGCUACCCCACUUGAGUGGGAGUCCCUCUCACAACAUCAACGAAAUGUUCCACAGCAUUCACCAACCGCCCCUUGGGGACAUGGGAGGGAUGGGGUAGAAAUGGGGGAUUUGGGCACCCAGCGGCCUGCCAGAGAAGAUCCAUUCAGCGACCACAACCCUUUAUCCAGGCCGUAUCGCAGCGGAGGGUACCACAUGCUCGACGAAGUACAAGAACCAGCCAAGCAGGGUUUCCUCAAGUCAGUCAUCAGUCCAACACCAGCAACUCAACAUCAUGACGGGUCUUCUCCGCCUGAUCGUGGUCAUCCCGGGCCUGCCGGGCCGUCAUUCUUCGGUCGGAUAAGACGCUCCAAGUGGGCGAUGUACAUCUGCCUCAUCUUUGGUGUUGCUUGUGCAGCUGGACAUCAUGUGUUUUACAGCACGCUCAAUGGCAAGCCCGCAACGGAUCAGCUUGUGAUGCAGCGGUAUGGAACGUUGUUGGCGUUUGGCGCAAAGGCGGGGCUUGGUGCUGCGGUUAUUGAGGCUUCUCAUCAGCGGGUGUGGGUAACGGCACGGAAGAGGGUGAUGACUGUUGGGGCGUUGGAUUCGUUGUUUUCCAUGACUGAGAGCUUGGCUUCUUUUGGGGCUUGGGAGGUGCUCAAAGGGGCUAAGAUAGCGGCUCUGUUGGCUCUUUUUGUUUGGAUUGCACCGAUCGUCGUCAUUCUGACUGCCAACACUCUUCAGGUUGAGCUCAGCCGGAUUGUUACUGAGGAUAGGUGCGCCGGGGUCAGGACGCUCAACUUCAGCUUUGAAGAAAUAGACGAAUGGAGAGAUCCAACCAAGAUAGGCAAAUAUUUCGAGGUUCCGGCCUCCAUCUGGAACACAACGAAAAAGGCCACCGAUGACGACGACAGCGAUGAGUGGUUUGACUAUUACACCGCACCAGGCCUGGCGUUGGCUCAGACACUUACCAUUGGUGCCUUUAUGGGAGAGACAGUGAUGCGGAAGAACGCACAGGCGGAGACUUGUGGCAGCGGCUGGAACUGCACUUUUGAGAUCAAGUUCACCGCCCCUGCCUACAAGUGUACCGAGCUCGCAAGCGGUGUCGGCUCCAAGGCAUCAAAUCUGACGCAACAAUCCGGCAGCAUCGCUCCACCGUUCAGCACCGAUCUUCUCCUCCCCAAAGGCAUCUAUAGCUAUUACGCCUUCACCACAGGCGGCGAUUACUUCAACAUGCAAAUGGAAGACGUCGAACCGGGCGGAAUUCCCAAGACCGACCGCCCCUAUCCCAAGAACCUCGGGGCCUUUCGCACCGAUCCCAUCGUGUGGAUAGGAUAUUCCACCCGCACAAACCCGGGGGAACCUCUCCCUGAAAAGUCCUCCUCUCCCGGUUGGGAGCAAGCCUUCACCCCCAAACUCUUCGCCUGCGAGAACUACGAAUCAUCCUACAUCGUCCAGUUCAACUACACCGAAAACCUCCACUCCACCAACGUCCUCGACGUGGAGUACCUCCGUCCCGUCAUCAACACGACCUACCUCCCUGACAUCGAGUUAGAAGAUGGCACGGCAGACAGCGUCGCCGCCACACCGCAGUCAAACUACGUAUUCCCCCAGAACAAGAGUUUGUACCGCCGCACCGCAGCGUACUACUCCCUCUCCCUCAUCGCCCGCUCCUUCCUCAACGGGACAGUAGCAGCCAACCAGAAAAACGCCAACGGAGUCCCAAUGGCCAACACGAAUGUUAUUCAGACAAAAGUAUUGGACGUUGCGAAUAAUUACUUCCCUGUGGGGGACCUAAUGAAGACAGUGCAGAGGUUUUACUCUGAGAACAUCAUCCUUAGCAUGCUCUCCAACCCGCAGUUUACCAGUGUGGUUUGGGCUGCCAAGCCAGAUGAGCAAAGCGGGAUUGACCCUGAUGUGCAGAGGGAGGAUGUGGAGGGCUUGAAGUAUCCUUGUCAGAGGUCGAGGGUUGGGAAUGUGUACACGUACCAUGUGAGGGAUUUGUGGAUUGUGUAUAGUAUUUCUAUUGGGCUGGCGGUGAUGGGGGUUGUUAUUGGGGUGCUGUCUGUGAGGGAGAAUGGGGGUUUGAUGAGGAAUGUGAAGUUUAGUAGCUUUGUUGCUGCGACUAGGGGGGAGGGGUUGAGGAGGGUUGAGUGGGGUGGGGCCGAUGGGGGACGGGUGAGUGAGGGUGUGAAGGGGAUGAGAAUGAGGUAUGGGAUGGUUGAGGUUGAGGGGCAAGGCGGGAAGGAGUUGAAGUUUGGGUUUGGGUUUGAAGAGGAUGUUACGAGCUUGGAGAGGAACGGGGGCGGGACUGCGGUGAAGAGGUUGACGAUGUUGGGGGCGAGUUCGAGAAGCUUGGCGAGGUCGGCGUAA
Podospora pseudopauciseta is the source of this 2436-nucleotide messenger RNA. RefSeq lists its product as uncharacterized. Lineage: Eukaryota; Fungi; Ascomycota; Sordariomycetes; Sordariales; Podosporaceae. The transcript is spliced from 2 exons. The record is from RefSeq and is a predicted model, not a curated record. Bases 1 to 2436 code for a protein of 811 amino acids.